Messenger RNA from Emys orbicularis (European pond turtle), 1357 nucleotides. RefSeq names its product SUV39H2 histone lysine methyltransferase (gene SUV39H2). The coding region runs from base 1 to 1221 and encodes 406 amino acids. NCBI's taxonomy places the organism in Eukaryota, Metazoa, Chordata, Testudines, Emydidae. Gene Ontology annotation, molecular function: histone H3K9 methyltransferase activity; protein binding; zinc ion binding. Gene Ontology annotation, cellular component: nucleus. The transcript has 6 exons. The record is from RefSeq and is a predicted model, not a curated record.
AUGGCGGGCAGGCGAGGAGCUUGGUAUGUGCCUUGUCUAGCUUCACUUGAGACCAUCCAGGAAUUAUGUAGGAAGGAAAAUCUCACAUGUAAAUCCCUUGGAAUCACCAACAGGAAUCUAAAGAGUUAUGAGGUGGAAUAUUUAUGUGACUACAAGGUAGAAGAGGGCACAGAGUACUUCCUUGUGAAAUGGAAAGGAUGGCCAGAAUCCUCAAAUACCUGGGUAGCUUUGAAAAAUCUUAAAUGCCCAUUGCUCCUUCAGUACUUCCAUAGCGACAAGAAUGAAUAUUUAUCUCAGCUAAAGCGAGGCAAAGCUGUAAUAUUGAAAAACCAUAUUAAAGCUUUGAACCCUGUAGUAGCACAGUACGUAGUAAAGAAGGCUAAACAAAGAAUAGCUCUACAGAGAUGGAAGGAAGAACUCAACCGGAAAAAGAACCAUAAAGGAAUGAUUCUUGUAGAAAACACUGUGGAUCUUGAGGGCCCUCCUUUAGACUUUUACUACAUUAAUGAAUAUAAACCUGCUCCAGGAAUAAAUGUAAUGAAUGGAAUCACAACCGGCUGUGAAUGCUCUGAUUGCCCUGCUGAGAAGUGUUGUCCAGAAGAGGCUGGAUUUUUCUUGGCUUACAAUAAACAAAAGCAGUUAAAAAUCCAACCAGGCUUGCCUAUCUAUGAAUGCAACUCGUACUGUAGAUGUGGUCCUGAAUGCCCUAACAGGAUAGUACAGAAAGGCACACCAUAUUCUCUUUGCAUCUUCAGAACUAACAAUGGACGUGGCUGGGGAGUAAAAACCCUCCAGAAAAUUAAAACAAAGAGAUUUGUGAUGGAGUAUGUUGGAGAGGUGAUCACAAGUGAGGAAGCAGAGAGACGAGGUCAACUGUAUGACAACCAAGGAAAUACAUACUUGUUUGACUUGGACUAUGACUCGGAUGAAUAUACGGUGGAUGCAGCUCGAUAUGGAAAUGUGUCCCAUUUUGUGAAUCACAGCUGUGAUCCAAAUCUUCAGGUCUUCAAUGUUUUCAUUGAUAACCUUGAUCUACGUCUUCCUCGGAUAGCACUGUUUUCUACGAGAACCAUCAAGGCUGGAGAAGAGCUCACCUUUGAUUAUCAGAUGAAAGGUUCUCUAGAUGUGACUUCGGACUCUGAUGCUGUCAGCCCAACGAGAAAGAGGAUCAGAACUGUGUGCAAGUGUGGAGCUGUGUGUUGCAGAGGGUAUCUCAACUGAAUUCUCAAUAGCCAAAGUUGCAAAUAAAUUAUUUCAUUUUGUGUCUUUUUAAAUGUAUUUUAGGAAGACUGCUGUUCUAGUUCACUUAUACUUACAAAUUGGAGUAUUUUUACAUAUGAGUGAAUCAAUAUAAUGA